This is a messenger RNA of Diabrotica virgifera virgifera (western corn rootworm), 1966 nucleotides long. RefSeq names its product zinc finger and BTB domain-containing protein 49-like. Gene Ontology annotation, cellular component: nucleus. The coding region runs from base 82 to 1497 and encodes 471 amino acids. NCBI's taxonomy places the organism in Eukaryota, Metazoa, Arthropoda, Insecta, Coleoptera, Chrysomelidae. Gene Ontology annotation, molecular function: DNA-binding transcription factor activity; RNA polymerase II cis-regulatory region sequence-specific DNA binding; zinc ion binding. The transcript has 2 exons. Gene Ontology annotation, biological process: regulation of transcription by RNA polymerase II. The record is from RefSeq and is a predicted model, not a curated record.
CAAGAAUUCAUAACCUAACCUCAAUUUUUAUUUAAUCAAAUAAUUAUUUAUUUAUUAUUUAUGUUUAUUAAAACAAAGUAAAUGGAAGAAAUAUGUAGAUCAUGUUUAAAGCAAACACCAAAGAAGUAUACUCUAACCGGGAAAUUAAUAAACUUGGAAGUGACUAUAGCAGACAUGUUAGAGUAUUGUACAUCAAAUAAGCUUGAUCUAAGUCAGGAAUUGCCAAGACACAUUUGUACCUUUUGCUUCAGGACUGUCCGAAUGGCAUAUGAAUUUUUUAAACAGUUCAUUGAUAGUCAAAAUAAAUUGUAUUUGUUGAAAUCUAGUGAAAAGGCUGUAAAUCCAGUUAAAAAAGUAUUUCAUUUUCACAGUUACACAGAAGCAAAUAAAUGUGAUCAAUUAGUUAGUAUAGAUGAAAGAGAAAAUCAGAGCGAAAAGUAUGCAAAUACAGAUAAUGAAACACAAUUUGAAAAGGGAAGGGAGUAUGAAACUGUAGUAGUGAAAGAAGUAAAUAUAAAUGAGAUAGAAGUUAUUCAAUCAACUGUAGAUGAAAUACAAAACAAUGAAAAAAAUGAAAGUUUGCAAACAUAUAUUUGUGAUAGUGAUUUUAUAAAUGUAACAAAUGACUCACAUAAUAAGAUAGUGACUGAAGAAGAGAUACUUAUAGAGGAAGACACUUAUAUUUUGGAUAGUCAGCAAGAAAUAGAACAUGCAGAUUUUGCAGACAUUUUGGAAACUGAUAUUGAAAAUACUGAUUUAUAUGAAGAAUGUGAAUUAGAUUCAAAUUUGGAGCCUCGAUCGUCAGAUGUAGAAUUGUCCGUUAUAAUAAAGAACCAUGAAAAUAAAAACGAAAAGUUAUAUCCAUUUAUUUGUCCAAUUUGUGCUUUGAAGUUUUCUCGUGUUGAUAUGUUUGCUAAACAUAUUUUACAACAUAAACAGAAAAUUAUAAUUUGUUCUCGUUGUGAAGCUAAACCAGAAUAUGAACUGGAAGAAUAUAUUGAACAUUAUAAAGAGUUUCAUAAAUUACAGUGUGAAAUAUGCAACAAAAAAAUGACCUCAUAUUUUGGAUAUUCGUACCACAUGAAACAGCACAUUAAUAACAGUUGUUACAAAUGUCCUAUUAAAGAUUGUCAAAGAUCCUUUGUUUUAAGGGGUCUUCUAAGAAAGCAUGUUAAAAAUCAUUACGAGCCUCAAGUUUUUAAAUGUGAUCUAUGCGCCUCUAAAUUUAAUAACAGAGAUACAUUGAGGUACCACGUUAAAAAGCAUUUAAAUAAAAAAGAUCAUCUUUGUACGAUAUGCGGUAGGACAUUUUAUUUAGCUGGACACCUCACACACCAUAUGAACAGCCAUCUUGGUAACAAAAGAUAUGCCUGUAGUAUAUGUGAAAAGAGGUUUAUCACGAGUACAUGUUUAAAGAGACAUGUCGCAGUUUGCUCAAAGAAACAUAGUUUUGCAGUUACAGAUUAUGGAAUGGAAGAAGUGGUAGAAAAUGACUAACUAUGGUUUGUUUUUAAACCAAGAUGAGUGAUUUAAAUUUACCACGCUGUAAUACUUGUUUGUAAUUGGUCCAAUCUCAGGGAAGUUUACUCCACUGUUAUAAAAUUUUGACACUAAUGAUAUUUAUAAAAUUUUGACAGUAUUGGCAUUUCAUAGGUUAAUUAAGUUAUAUCGGCGAUUUUUUGUGUUUUCUGCGUUAUUCCUUUAAUUUUUAGUCUGCUCUUAUAUCAAAAGCAUUGGUUUUUAGAACUCUUUAGCGACGUAUUAAUAUAAUAUAAUAUUUGUGGAUUACCUUUGAGGGACGACAUGAUCAACCAAAAAAGAUGUAUUUGGUGAUAUUUCUAGUGACUUUCUUGGGUGUGCAUCUGUCUUUUUAGUUUACUCUUCUUGGUUAAAAAAUAAACCAUUGUACGUUUAUGAAGUAAAAAAUAACUUAUUAUAAAGAAUAUUAAAUACAUUUCAAUAAAAA